UUUUACUAUCCAUCAGUGGCGGCCAAAGGAACAACAAAAGCAUAAGCCAAACUUGGGAUUACCUGGGCAUUGUUUAUACAAGAAAGCGGCAUGUCCUUUCAGCGCAGCUACAGCAAGGUCUGGUGGGGAUCCGAGCAGUCCUCCCUGACCAGCGGCGGCUUCUACUCGAGCUUCAGCAGUGGGAGCAGCACAUCCAGCACAUCCAACUUCCCACAAAGACAGCCCGCAUCCCUCGGCCCCCUGGGCAAUCUGUCCUGCAUCCAGGAGGUGGAGGACGAGCAGAACAGCUCCAAGCUAUCCUGGCACAAGCACGAUAGCCCCGGCAGUCUGCGCAGUCAGGACUCGGGCUUCUCGGAUAAUGAGGAAUCGCAUCAGUUGCAGCAUCAACAGCACCUAUCCCCGCCAUCGCCCCAAGCCGACAAGCAGCAAACGCCCGCGGCCACGCCCACAUCCGUACAUUCGGUGGCCACGCCCCCGACGGUGGUGCGCCGGGUGGGCAACUCGUCGUUCUACUCGCCGCUGAUCAGUGUCACACGUCGAAUUUCCUUCACCAGCGGCCAGAUUACGCCCAAGGCGAGGUCGGAGGAUGAGGAUGCCGUGGAAGCGGAGCUGGAGGCUAGUCGUAGUCGUUUGUUCGACCAGCUGGACAGCAUGAAACUGGACGAUGGAGAGGCAGAGGCAGAGGCGGAGGCGGAGGAGGAUUCACCACCGCGUCCGUCCAUAAGACGCCGCAGGCGACUAAUGCGUAAGGCCAUGCCGGAACCGGAAGAGGCUUCGGCCAGCGAGGAGGAGGAAGUGGUCAUAGCACCACCACCGCCGCCGUACAAUAAUGAAACUGUUUACUUGGGUGAGGCGCCACCGCCGUACAACAAUGAAACAGUCACCUUUGGAGCCACCGAGCAGGACGAAACCCUCCAGCUGCAACCUUCCCCCCUGAGAGUCAGAGCCUUGCGGUUCACAGCUAGCACCAGCACACCCAAAAGUGGCUCAAAGAUUGCGAAGAGGGGCAAGAAGCACCCGGAACCCGUGGCCAGCUGGAUGUCGGAGCAGCGUUGGGCCGGCGAGCCGGAGGUGAUGUGCACCCUGCAGCACAAAUCGAUUGCCCAGGAGGCAUACAAGAACUACACCAUCACCACCAGUGCAGUUUGCAAGUUGGUCAGACAGCUGCAGCAGCAGGCUCUGUCGCUCCAAGUUCACUUCGAGCGGAGCGAGCGGGUUCUCAGCGGACUGCAGGCCAGUUCUCUGCCGGAAGCCCUUGCCGGAGCCACCCAGCUGCUGUCCCACCUGGACGACUUCACCGCCACUCUAGAGCGACGAGGAGUGUUCUUCAACGAUGCCAAGAUCGAGAGGAGACGCUAUGAGCAGCACUUGGAGCAAAUUCGCACGGUGAGCAAGGACACGAGGUACUCUCUGGAGCGACAGCACUACAUCAAUCUCGAAUCCCUGCUGGAUGAUGUGCAGCUCCUGAAGAGGCACACCCUGAUCACCCUGCGCCUGAUCUUUGAGCGAUUGGUUCGUGUGCUGGUGAUCAGCAUUGAGCAGAGUCAAUGUGAUCUCCUGUUGCGGGCCAACAUAAAUAUGGUUGCUACCCUGAUGAACAUUGACUAUGAUGGAUUUGCCUCGUUAUCCGAUGCCUUCAUCCAAAACGAGGCAGUGCGCACCCUUCUCCUGGUGGUGCUGGAUCACAAGCAGAGCUCCGUGAGGGCCUUGGCACUCCGGGCGUUGGCCACUUUGUGCUGUGCCCCUCAGGCGAUUAAUCAACUGGGCAGUUGUGGUGGCAUUGAAAUUGUGAGGGACAUCCUGCAGGUGGAAGCUGCCGGCGAGAGAGGACCCAUCGAGCGCAGGGAGGCAGUUUCGCUGCUGGUCCAGAUUACCGCCGCUUGGCACGGAUCGGAGCACAGGGUUCCGGGUCUGAGGGAUUGCGCGGAGCGAUUGGUAGCCGGAUUGGCCGCCCUCUUGCAGCCGGAGUGCUGCACCCAAACGCUGCUCCUCUGCGCCGCUGCGCUCAACAACUUGAGCCGGAUGGAGGCCACUUCCCACUACUCCAUCAUGUCCAACGAGGCCAUCUUCCGGCUGAUCGACACCCUGGAACAGCAGGCCUGCGGCACAAGCGUCUUUCUCUAUGAGCAGAUCGUUGGGAUGCUGCACAACAUGUCGCUGAACAAGAAGUGCCACAGCCACUUGGCCAACGGCGUCAUCAUAAAUUUCAUCACGUCCGUGUACCAAACGGAAUUCUACCAAACCUACGGCUCACGUGCGGAGAGCGAUGCCCAGCGCCACACCAUCAAGACCAUUCUGCACACUCUGACCCGGCUGGCCAGCGAUUCGCCGACCCUCGGAGCGGAGCUCCUGGAGCAGUGGCAUCUGCCGGAUCUGCUGCGUCAAUCCCUGGCCCUCAAGCCCGCCAAUCCGCAGCAGCAGCAGCAGCAGCGGCAGCAGCAGCACCUGGACAGCAGCUACGGCGGAGACAUCUCCCAGUUGGCGCGACAACUGCUCGGCGCCCAUGGACAGGAACAGCAGCUGCUGGUGGCCACUCCAGUGCCAGGCGGAUCCUUCUCCAGUGGCAAUCAGACGCCCGAGGCACAAACCCAGACCAAUUCCAGUGGCAUGUCCAGCUCCGGCAGCAAAACCAAGGCCAAAUCGUCCUCGUCGCCGCUGCUCAAAUUCAAUUUGACACGUCAGGAGAGUUUCGUCUAGUUUUCACCACCUGAGCAGAGAUGGGGUGUUCCCAAAUCUUGUGGAGCUGCACAGAGAUAAAUGGAGAACCAAGUUGAAUGUCAUGUUACUGAUAAUUGAUAUGUUGAUAUUAGCUUCUAUAUCUUAAUCAAGCGAACCGGCUAAAAUUAGUACAAGCUUUGACUUUUUUCCGAUGAAACUGCAAGGCUUUGUGAUAAAUUGUUUAAUGCUACUUCAGACGAAUCAAAAGUAACCACUGCUUUCUCUCUGUGUGGACACGUUCUCCGGCCGGACACAAGCCGGAAACUCAGACGUGCGUCAAGUGUUAUUACUUUGUCUAGAAUGUUGCGUGACCCGUUUGGACUCGCUCCCCAGUCGCUUAUCCUUGCCGUAUCCUUGCUGCUGGAUGUAAACGAAGUAAUUUUUAUAUUUCCACUCAGGCAAACUAAACAAACGGAGAGGCGGAGCGAGAUGCCAAAUAAAUAGGAAUACAAUUUUUGUUUAGUUAUUCUUCUUUUCAUCUGCUGCCAAGGCAACUUUUGGCAUUCUUGUGUGCUUAUAACAAAAAUGCUCUUAAAGCACUGUUUCACUCGGCAGCCAGAUUUAUUUUAUCUUUCAGUUGAUGCAAAUGCAAGCUUGACAUUUUGCAUUCUUGUAAAUAUUUUCGCAAAAAAUCCUUAACCUAACCCCAUACGGCUGGCAACUUAAAAACCAAAAACUCGGAAAAUUCCUUAGCUGUAGAGAAGUCCUUUGUGCCAAAUAAAAUGAUACAGAAAUUCGAAGUAUUUAUUUCUUCUGUACUCCAAGCAAUUACUUGUAUAUUUUAUAACAUUGUAUUAUAUAUGUAUAUCUUACGAAUGGAUGUAUUUACGCUUCUCACCAAUGUUUGGAGUUAUUAUUAAGUUUAGUGUAAGAUUUUUAAAGCCACCUUGCUUACAAUGCAGUUACAAAUAUGUUGCUAAAAUAAAAUCAAGA
Molecule: messenger RNA, 3651 nt
Organism: Drosophila erecta
Lineage: Eukaryota; Metazoa; Arthropoda; Insecta; Diptera; Drosophilidae
Gene: insc
Exons: 4
Coding region: 91-2697 (868 amino acids)
Biological process (GO): asymmetric cell division; regulation of asymmetric cell division; apical protein localization
Cellular component (GO): apical cortex
Molecular function (GO): cytoskeletal adaptor activity
Source: RefSeq, a predicted model, not a curated record